GUUACAUUUCACAAUCCUAAAUCGCUUGACAGGGCGAUCGUCUAAAAUCAGUCCUCUUUCGUACGUUGUUAAAGGUGGAGCGCUACAAAGCCCAUCUACGUAUAUUCACCACUCACAUUCCAAAAUGUUGAAGAUCGCUAUCGUAUUAUCGGUAUUUGCCUGCGCGCUAGCCGCACCCAAACCUGCAGGGCUGCAACCACUUUUGGAUGGACGUAUUGUCGGCGGUGCUGCGACCACAAUUAGCUCUUUCCCAUGGCAAAUAUCUUUACAGCGAUCCGGCUCACAUUCAUGUGGUGGCUCCGUUUACAGCGAAAAUAUCAUUGUGACGGCUGCACAUUGUCUUUCUGAUAAUCCAUCACUUACUACACUGAGGGUACGUGCCGGUUCGUCUUACUGGAAUUCUGGCGGUAAACUUUCUGAGAUUGCCGCAUUCAAGGUCCACGAACUGUACGGUUCAAAUGGCAUGGCCCACGAUAUUGCUUUAAUACGUUUAGCCAGUCCACUUACGUUUAGCUCGACCAUUAAACCAAUUGCUUUGGCUGAGACAGCACCAGCAGAUGAUGUCGUAGCGGUUGUGUCCGGUUGGGGUACUAAACUUUCUGGUUCACAGACGUUACCCACGCAAUUACAGUAUGUGAAUUUGGAAGUUGUCAGUUUGGAAAAGUGUGCCUCGAGUAUUUAUGGCUAUGGUAGUCAAAAUGUUUUAGAAACUAUGAUCUGUGCCUAUACUGUGGGCAAAGAUGCAUGUCAAGGAGAUUCUGGUGGUCCAAUGGUUGCGGGUGGCGUGCUGGUCGGAGUUGUAUCGUGGGGUUACGGUUGCGCUUACCCCAAUUAUCCGGGUGUAUACUCAGAUGUGGCUUCCCUGCGCGUAUGGAUAGAAAACACUGCUGUAACUAUUUAAGUUCUCUGAUGUAGAUAUUUGUGUCUUAGCUGUUUUGUAAUUCUUCACAGUUUAAUAACAUAAUAAUUACAAUAGAAGCGAUCCCUAAUUUAGUACAAUAUUAAAAAUCAAAGCGUUGUUUUGCAUUUUGUACACAAAUAAAAAUGUAUUAUUGUUACCGA
Bactrocera dorsalis (oriental fruit fly) is the source of this 1062-nucleotide messenger RNA. Its product is annotated as trypsin alpha. The record is from RefSeq and is a predicted model, not a curated record. Gene Ontology annotation, molecular function: serine-type endopeptidase activity. Bases 125 to 901 code for a protein of 258 amino acids. Gene Ontology annotation, biological process: proteolysis. Lineage: Eukaryota; Metazoa; Arthropoda; Insecta; Diptera; Tephritidae. The transcript has a single exon.